Uranotaenia lowii is the source of this 494-nucleotide messenger RNA. RefSeq lists its product as uncharacterized. The coding region runs from base 48 to 494 and encodes 148 amino acids. The transcript is spliced from 2 exons. Lineage: Eukaryota; Metazoa; Arthropoda; Insecta; Diptera; Culicidae. The record is from RefSeq and is a predicted model, not a curated record.
CAUCUUUCUUAGUAAACAAUUGCUCUACUGUUGCAUAACUUUUAGCUAUGAAGGUCAUUAUCGCCUUAUUAUCUUUGGCCGUUGCCGCUCAAGCCGGAUACGUUCAGCCAACCUGGAACUCCGUAAACAGCCUGGCAUGGAACUCAUGGAAUGGAGUGAAUGCCUGGAACAACUGGAACACCAAGGGUCUGGUGUCUUAUCCUUAUUCCUCAGUUCAUGAAUCCUGGCCAGCAGUAAACAGCGUCUACGACAACGCCUGGAUCAACGGAAACGGAUGGUAUGGAGCGAAGCCAACCGUAGUUCAGGCCAAUGUUGUCAAGGUCAAUCCAUGGGGACUUCCAAGGGCGGGAUAUGGCUAUGGACAUGGAUACAACAACUAUGUUGCUCAUGGUGCUCCAGUCGUUGCUGCCAAGUAUGUUGCUGCCAAUCCAGGAUCAGUUCAUGUUGCACCAUUGGUAGGACAUGCCGUCAACCAGAAACUGAUUGUUGCCUAA